Molecule: messenger RNA, 810 nt
Organism: Anneissia japonica
Lineage: Eukaryota; Metazoa; Echinodermata; Crinoidea; Comatulida; Comatulidae
Exons: 1
Coding region: 1-810 (269 amino acids)
Biological process (GO): DNA integration
Molecular function (GO): nucleic acid binding
Source: RefSeq, a predicted model, not a curated record
AUGGAAGUAUCGCACAUCUCUGAUGCUAAACAGGAAGAGCUGCGAAGUGCAACGAAAGAGGAUCGCACUCUACAGAUGUUAAUUAACACAAUAUUUAAGGGAUGGCCAAAAACUCAAAAGUCGUGCCCUUCAGAAAUACGAAGUUAUUUUACUUUCAGAGAUGAAAUCUCAGUAGACAAUGGAAUAGUUAUGAAAGGACAUAAAAGCAUAAUUCCUACCUCUCUCCAGUCAUCAUAUACACAAAUACUACACAAAGGACAUCCUGGAAUAGAAGCUACAAAACGCAGAGCACAGGAAAUUGUCUAUUGGAGAUCAAUGUGCGAUGACAUAAACAAGUUUGUGUCAUCCUGCCAGGUAUGUAAUGCCCUAAAGUCACAUCAAGCCAAGGAGCCCUUACUUUUACAUAACAUUCCAGAUCUACCAUGGUCGAUUGUUGCCACAGAUAUAUUUGAGUGGAACAAUAAGCAUUUCCUGGUACUCGUAGAUUCCUAUUCCGGAUGGUUUGAAGUGAAUACUUUAACUGACUUAACAUCAGCCACGGUAAUAGUGAAACUGAAGCGUCACUUUGCUACCCAUGGUACACCGCGGAUUCUCAUAAGUGACAAUGGAGGUCAGUAUUCAGGUCAACAAUUCAAACAGUUCGCAUCAGAAUGGAACUUUGUUCACAUCACGAGUAGUCCUGAACAUGCCCAAUCAAAUGGCCGUUCAGAGAAUGCGGUAAUUAAAGCAGGCAAAGAUGUUGUUAGAAAAGACACAAAGAGAUGGAUCAGAUAUCUAUCAAAAUCUUCUGAACUUACGCAAUGUGCCUAG